CCGUUAAUGGUAGUUUAUUUUGAGUAGAGCUCUAUAUUUCCAGAGACACGUUUUUUUUUUUUUUUCCGAAACAUCACAGAAAGUUCUUGCACUUUAACUCCUUGCGCAUUGUUGGUUUUGAUAAUGAUCAACGACACACUUGCGUUUGGCGAACUGGACGCGAAUGUUUCUGAGCCGCUGUCUUCUCUCACUCUCAGCCAAAACCACAGCGCGCUCCGGCUGGAGUCCAAGUCUCUGGUCACUUCAGCCACGAUGUUUGCCGUGGGAGUCCUGGGGAACCUCAUCGCCAUAGUGGUGCUGUGCAUCUCCAAAAAAGAACAAAAGGAAACUACUUUCUACACUCUGGUCUGCGGCAUGGCCAUCACAGACCUGUUGGGCACAUGCUUCACCAGCCCGGUGGUGAUCGCCACAUACGUAGCCAGCCGCUGGCCAGGAGGAGCGCUGCUCUGCCACUUCUUCUCCUUCUCCAUGCUCUUCUUCGGGUCGGCUGGGAUGUCCAUCCUGUGCGCCAUGGCCGUGGAGCGAUACCUGGCCAUAAACCAUGCCUAUUUCUACUCCCAGCACAUAGACCGGACAAUGGCGCGUUUUGCGCUGCUGGUCACCUAUCUCGCUAACAUAGUACUGUGCAUUAUGCCCAGUUUCGGCUUCGGGCAGCACGUCAGGCACUUUCCCGGGACUUGGUGCUUUCUGGACUGGAGGGCGAUGGAUCCACUCGGAGCCUGCUACUCCUUCCUGUAUGGCGGCGUGAUGCUGGUGCUGAUCGCAGUGACAGUUUUGUGUAACUUGGCGGUGUGCAGGUCUCUGGUGGGGAUGAAUCAGAGGGCGGGAAUAGUCAGGACGGAGUUGUGUGAGCAGGGAGGUUCACGUCGCCUCUUCCCCCGGCUGCCGUCGGUCACCUCGGCGGCGGAGAUCCAAAUGUUCUGGCUCCUGAUCUUCAUGACCAUCGUUUUCCUGGUCUGCUCCAUCCCUUUAGUGGUGCGAAUAUUCGUCAACCAGUUAUACGACCCUGCCUAUAUAUCUGCUGGCGGGAAGCCUGACUACCGGAGCGACCUGUUGGCGAUCCGCUUCGCCUCAUUCAACCCCAUAUUAGACCCCUGGGUUUACAUUUUGUGCAGGAAAAACCUGCUGCUAAAGGGCUGUGAGAAACUGAAAAGGAUAGCGGCACGAGUUAAGGACGGCCGUAGAGACAACACUGGCUGGGCGGGAGGUCACCACUCCCCUCCGUCUUUAAACAGCAACGAUACCAGUUACGCGUCAUUACGCACAGUCAGCUACAGGAACGACGCGGAGCACCAGGCCUCGAUCAAAAAUGAGUCCUUCACAGACUUCGCAAUGAGACAAGCGUGGGAGUACGACACCGCCCGGGUCAACUUUCACCCGUUCAGCGUCGAGUCCACCGCGAUCCUCGGGUGUGAGGAGGAAGAAGCAGCAGAUUCCAAACAGGAAGUGGCGGCCAAGUCCUCUCCGGGACGCAGCCCAACACCGCUGCUCUCUGCGCACGUUAGAAGAGUGGACAUUGUCACGUGCACAUUCAGCACACCGAGCUCCUGUCAGUCAGCGAAAUGCUUAUGAUGGACAUUUAUUAUCUACCAACAGAGGUUUGGAAACGUUUCAGAGUCUGGCAGCUUCUCCAUCUGCACAGCAAACUGGGACUUUCGAAUUCAACUGUGAGGAAAAAAACCCAACACUGCCAGUGAUAAACUCAGCACUACAUUCAACUACACCUCUCUUAUAUGAUGCCUGCCUCAGAAAGGUCUCUGAAUUUAAUUUAGACUUUAUUUUAAGGUAUUUUUUUUUAAAGAUACGUCCAACACAAGUACAACAGCAGAUUGUGCAGUAUGACACGUCCAGCUUUACAUUUCUAACACCUUAAUUUCAACCAGAAGAAACCAUUCAGACGAGGGCCAGAAAACCACUGGCUUAAGCUGUUUGUAUAACUUCUUCUUAUUAACCUGCAUGAUCAUGUUUGCAGUAAACUCGGCGAAUAUGGAAGGCUGCAUGGUAUCACUGGUGGUGGUAAAUAUUUUGGGGGUAACUUUUUUUUUUUUUUUUAAGAGGAACCUGAUUUCUUACCUCUGCUGAAAGCACUGCAGCCUUAGAUGAAGCCUGUCCAAACAUGGAAAUUUAUACUAAGUAUUAUCAUACCCCAUGGGUAUUAGUGUAUGACCCUCUAAGAGUUUGUUACACUGUAUGAAUCCAUAUGUGCCAUUCACAUUACAUGUUCAUUAUGUGUUGUUGUAACACUGCACUUCAAACUUAAAGAAAAUUUACAUGCUGCUAAUUUACCAUGUGCCAUUUAACAGUGUUGCAUGAUACAGGGAAAACUGAAUGUAGACCUUCUGACCCUUGUUAAACUUUGUUUUGUAUUGCAUAUUUACAUAAAAUGUUUUGAUAUUUGCAGCUGUAAACAGCCAAAGCGAACAUAUCACCUUUAAAAAAAAAAAAAAAAGAUCUAUAUUGUUGCUGUAAGCUGUGUAACCUGUGGUGUUUGCUGGAUGUGUUGCUGGUUCUGUGGAGAAAAAUAAAGUGACA
Messenger RNA from Toxotes jaculatrix (banded archerfish), 2532 nucleotides. It is a transcript of the gene ptger4c, whose product is annotated as prostaglandin E receptor 4 (subtype EP4) c. The record is from RefSeq and is a predicted model, not a curated record. Gene Ontology annotation, biological process: inflammatory response; cellular response to prostaglandin E stimulus; negative regulation of inflammatory response. Gene Ontology annotation, cellular component: plasma membrane. Bases 124 to 1572 code for a protein of 482 amino acids. Gene Ontology annotation, molecular function: prostaglandin E receptor activity. NCBI's taxonomy places the organism in Eukaryota, Metazoa, Chordata, Actinopteri, Toxotidae. The transcript has 2 exons.